ACGUCCACUCACACAGCAGCCCGCCGGUCUCCUCUCCUCUCCUCUCCUCUUCUCUCCUCUCCUCGUUUGUAUCGCAGCAUCGAAGGGAUAAUGGCAGCGGACGGCACGGACCCGCUCGAGAUCCGCUUCGGGCUCAUCAGUAGCGGGAACAAGUACCUGACGGCCGAGUCGUUCGGCUUCACCGUCAACGCCUCCGCGAGCUCCAUGAAGAAGAAGCAGAUCUGGACGCUGGAGCAGGCCGACGGGGGGCGCGAGGAGGAGGCCGUGCUCAUCCGCAGUCACCUGGGCCGGUACCUGGCGACGGACAAGGACGGGAACGUCACCGGGGACAGCGCGAGUCCCCCGCGGGCGGACUGCCGUUUCCUCAUCACGGCGCACGACGACGGGAGCUGGUCGCUGCAGUCCGAAGCGCACGGGCGCUACCUGGGCGGCACCGAGGACCGCAUCUCGUGCUUCGCGCAGAGCAUCUCGCCCGCGGAGAAAUGGACCGUGCACUUCGCCAUGCACCCGCAGGUCAACGUCUACAGCGUGGCGCGGAAGCGCUACGCGCACCUGAGCGGCACGCGGGGAGAGCUCGCGGCGGAGCGUGACGCGCCCUGGGGGGUGGACUCCCUGCUCACGCUCGUGUUCCUGGACCGCCGCUAUCACCUGCAGACCGCCGACAACCGAUUCCUCGCGUGCAGCGGGGCGUUGCUUAACAAGGCCGACAGCAGCACGGGCUUCACGCUGGAGUUCCGUGCGGGCAAAGUCGUUUUCCGCGACUCGUCUGGAAAGUAUCUCGCGCCCGUCGGUCCCACGGGCACCCUAAAGUCGGGCAAGAGCUCGCGGGUCGGGAAGGACGAGCUCUUCGUUCUGGAGCGCAGUCACGCGCAGGUGGUGCUUCGAGCCAGCAACGACAGGAACGUGUCCAUGCGUCAAGGUGUGGACCUGUCAGCCAAUCAGGACGAAGAGUCGGACCAGGAAGUGUUCCAGCUGGAGAUGAGCAAAGAGGAGGCGGGGCUAUGUGCCUUUAGAUCCGUCCGCGGAACCUUCUGGAACCUCACAGGCAGCGGGGGCCUGCAGAGCAACGCCUCAGUCAAGUCUGCUAGCUGUUUCUUCCAUCUAGAGUGGGAGGGGUCAAAGGUGGCUCUGAAGGCCAGUAACGGGAAGUACAUCAACGCCCGCAAGAACGGACAGCUCUCCGCCACCGCCGACACUCCAGGUGAAUGUGAGCAGUUCUGCGUCCUCCUGAUUAAUCGUCCUCUGAUCGUGUUGAGAGGGGAGCACGGUUUCAUCGGUGCCCGUAAGGCCGACUCCGCUACGUUGGACUCAAACCGCGCCUCCUACGAUGUCUACCAAUUACAGCACAAGGGCGGAGCCUACAGCCUCAAAGACCAGGCAGAUCGCUAUUGGUCGGUUGGGCCUGAGGGGGGCGUGACCUGUGGAUCCGCGGAUCCUGAUUGGUUUGAGCUGGAGCUGUGUGGGCGGAGCCAGCUGGCCAUCAGGACUGCAGCUGGGCGUUAUCUCCAUGGAGACCACACGGGGGCGCUCACCACUAAAGCACAAACACCUGACAAAUCCUCUCUGUGGGAAUACUAGCACACACACACACACACACACACACACACACACACACACAC
Sardina pilchardus (European sardine) is the source of this 1619-nucleotide messenger RNA. It is a transcript of the gene fscn1b, whose product is annotated as fascin actin-bundling protein 1b. The transcript is spliced from 5 exons. Gene Ontology annotation, cellular component: cytoplasm; filopodium; growth cone. Lineage: Eukaryota; Metazoa; Chordata; Actinopteri; Clupeiformes; Clupeidae. The record is from RefSeq and is a predicted model, not a curated record. Bases 91 to 1578 code for a protein of 495 amino acids. Gene Ontology annotation, biological process: establishment or maintenance of cell polarity; actin filament bundle assembly; cell migration. Gene Ontology annotation, molecular function: actin filament binding; protein-macromolecule adaptor activity.